GCUGUCUCUUUAAGACGAUGCGUUCUAUCGUCUCGCUGUAGUUCUGCUGUCAUGGCGGAGGGGAAGCGCUGUUGCUCAGUUCCCUCGGUAUCCUCAGAGGUGCCCUCCCUGGGUACGGCUCUGUCCCACACGCGCCUCAACCAGCUCGAGCACUCGGAUGUGUGUCUCCAGUCCCAGGUGUCGGCGCACCGCGGAGGCGCGGCCCCGAGCUGCCGGCGGAGGAGGCUGUCGAGCAGCGCCAGCGUGGAGUCGUUGACGGAGCUGAGUCCGAGCGCCGAGGCGCGCGUUCUGGUCAUCAACACCGGCGGCACCAUCGGCAUGAUGUACCACAACAACGUGCUCUGCCCGGAGCCCAACGCCUUGGUCAAGGCCCUGCGCAAGCUCCCCAUUCUCCAUGAUGAACUCUAUGCCCAGCAGACCAGGCUUUACGACUACUAUGGUCCCCAGGAGAACACCCUGGUGCUUCCGCUCUCGAGGCAAAAGAAGAGGAUAGUGUACACUGUGCUCGAGUACUCGCCGCUGCUGGACUCCUGCAAUAUGACCACAGAUGACUGGGCAUCUAUUGCAAAGGACUUGGAGAAACACUAUGAGAAAUACGAUGGUUUUGUGAUCCUGCACGGCACGGACACUAUGGCCUACACAGCGUCAGCACUUUCCUUCAUGUGCGAGAACCUUGGCAAGCCGGUCAUCCUCACUGGCUCACAGGUGCCCAUCUAUGAGAUGAGGAACGAUGGGCGAGACAACCUCCUGGGAGCGCUGUUGAUCGCCGGACAGUUUGUAAUCCCUGAGGUUUGUCUGUACUUCCACCACAAGCUGUACAGGGGCAACCGUGUGACCAAGGUGGAUUCUGGGAGUUUCAAUGCCUUCACCUCCCCCAACCUCCCUCCCCUGGCAAAUGCUGAAGUGGACAUCAAAAUCAACUGGGACACGGUGUGGCGGGCCAACACUACAGCCAAAUUCCUCGUCCACACUCACAUGAACCGCAACGUGGGGCUCCUGCGUCUGUUCCCGGGAAUUACGGCCGACACUGUGCGAGCCUUCCUGCAGCCCCCCAUGGAGGGCAUUGUCCUGGAGACUUAUGGCAGUGGCAAUGCCCCCAACAACCGCAUCGACCUUCUAGAAGAGUUCCACAAGGCCACUGGGAGGGGUGUGAUCAUAGUGAACUGCACCCAGUGCCUGCGGGGAAGUGUGACCACCAGCUAUGCCACGGGAAAGGCCCUGAUUGAUGUGGGACUGGUUCCAGGCUGUGACAUGACGCCGGAGGCAGCCCUGUCCAAGCUGUCCUACAUUCUGGCCAAGCAGGAUCUCAGUAUGCAGGAGAAGAGGAAGAUGAUGAGUCGGAACCUGCGGGGGGAAAUGAUUGCCAACCUGGAGGGAGCCCAACUGUCCCUGCGUGACAGCCGCUUCAUCCAGGUCAUAGCCAAGUCAUUGAGCAUCAGCUGCAAGGAGGAGCUGGAGGCCAUCCGUGAUGCCUUGACACCCACCUUGGCCUGUGCUGCUUCUAAAAUUGGGGACGUAGAAGCCCUGGAAGCCAUCCGGGAAAUGGGCAGUAACCUGAGCAUGGAGGACUACGAUGGGCGCACCCCGCUGCAUAUAGCCUCCUGCGAGGGCCACCUCAAGGUGGUGCAGUACCUACUGAGCCACGGUGCCACCGUCUACGCCAAAGACCGCUACGGCGACACGCCUCUGCGCAAUGCUGUCCGCUUCAGGCACAAGGAAGUGGUGAAGCUGCUGAGGAAGACGGGGGCCCAUUUCUCUCAGGAUGAACUAGAGGAGGCGGGAUCAGAGCUCUGCAGAUUGGCAGCUUGCAAGGACUUGGAGGGGCUUGAAAUAUGGCAGCUUGCUGGAGCAGACCUCGAGUUCCCUGGGUAUGAUGGACAGACCCCUCUGGAGGUGGCCAAUACAGUGGGUAAUGAAGAGAUAGUGAAGUUCUUGAAGUAUACCCACAAGUACGGCACUGUGUUACCACCUGAUGAAAACGAUGAGAAUGGAGAAUUUAUUGAGUUCACAGCAUGCCCGGGAGAAAACUGAAGGCAAGAUCGACAGGGAUCCAUCUUAUUUCUUAGUCUCUCCAUCCAUCCUUUCAUGUUGCCUUUAGGUUACUGUUGUUAUAAACCCAGAAACAUCUGGGCUACCCAUGUAAACGCAAUAUCUUAUUCAUCAGUGUUAUGUUAUGUUACAUGAACAGGCCAUUAGGCUCCCUUCAUAUUAAAUGUGUUUUAAGUAGCUGUAUUUUAAGUAUAAUGCCCAUGUGAACUUCCACUGGAAUGUGUAUUGUUGUUGUUGUUGUUGUUGUUGUUGUUGUUGUGCUUUCUGUAACGGGAUCUAUACGUGAAUCGUAAAGCAUCUGACAAAUCAGAAAGAUCGAUAAACUGAAGCUUUUUUUUUUUUGUAGAUUUUUAUGUUUAGCUGCUGCAUUUUUUUUUUUUUUAAAAUGUCCUUAAUUGAAUUUAAAAAAUGUAGUUGAAGUGGGAGGGGCCAGAUGGUCUCGCCAUCCGUGCAUCGCAUUUUCUCAAAGUCUUCCUUUGUGCCGUUGUCAGACAGAACUCUGAUUCCAUAGGUUAGAUUUGCUGCUGCUGCUCACUGGGGGUGGAAUCAGUGCGUCGUGGACAUGUGCACAUUCCUCCCAGACCUGCUACACUUGUUCUGAUUGGGUGUGUCUGGGGGCUUGGUACACAAUGCUUUUCUGUAUUCUGUUCUUUUCUUUCUCUGUACUAGCAGUGGUCAGUGUUGUUUGCCCUCUGGUAGCUGUAAACUGUUGUCUAUGCACCUUUGUAGUUACACCUCAACAGUAUUUCAACAUACACUAACAGGAAAGCAAUUGAAUUAACAGAUGUAGACAGUGCUAGAGUGUAUCUGGUUUUUGAUGGUUAGAGACAUAUGAUGUUUAGUUCACAUCAACAUAUCUCAUGUAUGCUUUAGCUUCUCUUAGAACGCACUGUCAGAUUCUGUGAAGGUUCUAGUAACUUUGAGUCUCGACCAGACCGUGUGUGCAUCGAAUCAGGAAUGCUACACCUAAUUCACCUUCUUCUCAUCACAGGUCUUGGGAGUGGGUGGUAUUGCACAAAUUGCUGUACAGUUUCAGGCACAAGAAAAAAAUGUUAUUUUUGCAUAGUCAACCAAGUCCUGGCAGCAGGACCGAAUGUUCAGUUUUUUUUUUUUGUGUAGAUUCAUGUGGAGUUUGGAAGUCCCUGCUGACUACACACAUGUAAACAAGCACAAGUGCAAUAAUAAAUGCAAUUGUCCUUUA
Messenger RNA from Scleropages formosus (Asian bonytongue), 3250 nucleotides. RefSeq names its product asparaginase homolog (S. cerevisiae) (gene aspg). Bases 52 to 2031 code for a protein of 659 amino acids. The transcript has 17 exons. Gene Ontology annotation, molecular function: protein binding; asparaginase activity. Gene Ontology annotation, biological process: amino acid metabolic process. The record is from RefSeq and is a predicted model, not a curated record. NCBI's taxonomy places the organism in Eukaryota, Metazoa, Chordata, Actinopteri, Osteoglossiformes, Osteoglossidae.